This is a messenger RNA of Xenopus tropicalis (tropical clawed frog), 1087 nucleotides long. RefSeq names its product speedy protein 1-A-like. Gene Ontology annotation, molecular function: protein kinase binding. Bases 218 to 862 code for a protein of 214 amino acids. Lineage: Eukaryota; Metazoa; Chordata; Amphibia; Anura; Pipidae. The record is from RefSeq and is a predicted model, not a curated record. The transcript has a single exon.
GCCAUGUUGCCAGCUGUGUCACUGCUAACAUUGUGAUGUCACAGCUAUGCCCAGUACCCAGUUCUUAUACAUAUGCACUACUGGGCAUGACAUCACUUACAGAGAUUUCUCUUAGGAGGAGAUCUUACGAGAUCUUAGGAGGAGAUCGGAGGUGUUUCCUAGAGGCUUACGAACUGUUUUUACUUAAAUUAUUUAAACACUUUUUUUGAAAAGAAAAAUGACUGAGACAAAAGAUAAACUAAUAAAUUCUAAAUUUGAUGAGAUGUUGGAGGAAAAUAAUCCCCAUGUAGAAGAGGCUGAAGCUGAGGCAUAUUUCCAGCUUCUUAGUGAUAAAAAGAUUAUGUCUUUCCUUCAAAAGGACCGCUUUUACAAAAUAGCAGACAAAUACCUUCUUGCUAUAGUGCUUAUAUAUUUCAAGCGUGCGGGACUAAAGAUUGAUGAAUUUACUCGGCAGAACUUUGUUGUGUCCCUGUACCUGGCACAUGAGAUUGAGGAAGAUACAGAUAUCCCAAAGAUGGCCAUGCUUGCCUGGGUUUUAGGAAAGAACCUGAAAGAAAAGCGCAGAAAUUUCAUUAGGAAGUGGGACAGGUUCUUACAGCAGAUGGACUACAGGGCAAUCGUGUCCAAAUCAGAGUGUGAUGAGCUGAUGGCCCAGCAUAACCCAUCUCAUUGGGCCUGGCUCAGAGAUAGAUCAGAACAUCAUGAAUCUACUGAUGGAUCAAGUGAGAUUCCAAAAGAGGAUAAAAUUACAUCUAGUCCAAGCAGCCAGUGUGCAGCCAGUGUAAAGCAGCUGGAAAGAAAGAGAAAAAGAACGGAUGAGGAGACGGAGAACUCCCCAGCUGCCAAAAUUCAAAAAACAUAGAGCUAGAUUGUAACACUCCUGCUAUUGAUAUGUUCUAUUAUCUAUUAAUGUACUUCUUACCUAUUUAUUUCUUAUUUAAUAAUAAAAAUGUUGAGACUAUAUUGUCUCUUGAUUGCAAUGUUUUACAUUGAGUUUUAUUUUCAGUUCUGCAGAACCAGAACUAGGGGUAGGCAGUACAAGCAGCUGCCUAGGGCGCAAUAGUCGAGGGGUGCACAAAUGACUAAA